Messenger RNA from Bactrocera oleae (olive fruit fly), 1749 nucleotides. RefSeq lists its product as uncharacterized. NCBI's taxonomy places the organism in Eukaryota, Metazoa, Arthropoda, Insecta, Diptera, Tephritidae. The record is from RefSeq and is a predicted model, not a curated record.
GAGCAUUAACUAUUUACUUGAUACUAAAAUUGGCGUCGAAAAAUACAAAAAAAAAACAAGAAUCUUCGUGGUACAAUGACAGCUGAAAGCCGGUUUUUGGGUAAGAGGCGUACGGUGAUAUGGGUGGGAUAAAGCGUUGCCACUCAAGGAUGUUAAAUACAUCUAGAGUAUGAGGAACAGAAAUAUGGAUAUUUACGUUUUUUGUUUAUAUUUUCUAAUAUUUUACAUAUAAUAUAUUACAUUUAUUGCAUGGGUAAAAAAUUUAAGGUGCUCUAAUUUGAAUCUUUUCCUGCAAUUUUUUCUGUCUCCACAUCUAUAUAAUUUUCAAUUUCUUUGAGCGCUUUCGCGCAAUGCUCAGUUCGUGCUAGCAAUUCAUUAGUAAAGUAAUUUCUCAGAAUAUUGGAUUUCUCUUGCGUUAGUCGCCCUUGGGCAUAUAAGAGCUCUAAUUCAUGUGCAAGGUAUGGACCCAUUUUCAAAUCUGCAGCAGCUUUGAGGUAAGCACAUUUGCGAUUACGAGCCUCUGCAAGUUUCUGCAAAUUAGAACGAUGUUGGGACUCCAAGGAAAUUAUUUGAUUAAAUCCAGAGGGCUUUUUAGAAGCACAUUGUCCGACUGGUGGUGGCGUACCAAGUUCUACAAAUACAUCUGGAACCUCUGCCUUUAACUUUUUACCAAAAUCAAUGACUGGUUGUAAAUUUAAACGUAAUAAUGAUACAAUUUCUUCGCGUAUCGCUUUCCGCUCAGUAUAAGUCAAAUUUAUAGCAUCUCGAAGAGUUUUCAAGCCUAUUUAGGGAUUAUAUACGUUAGAAAAAAUUAUGUUAUUUUGUCAUUUUUUUACCUAGAAGAUAAUCGUCUGCUCCUCCAACAUUCAUAUGCAAAUAGUCAUUGACAUCAAGUACUUUUAUAGCAUAAUCCACUUGUUCACCACUAUCGGGUAAAUCCAAUUUAUUUAUUCUUAAUUUUUGCAAGUUAUCAAGGAUCAAACGUAAUUUCCUGAUCUUGCACAAUUCAUUGUCACGUUUAGUUUCCAUCUGCCUGCGCGCCUCAGCAUUAAGGAUGCUUAAUGUUUCAUUUGCAUCGGUCAUGUUUACUGGUUUCUAAUCUAAAUUAUUUAUUUAUAAAAUAUGUUAGUAAUAACACUUAGGUAGAUUAAUUUCUUUACGAUCGUGACUAGUUUGUUUGAAUUUCCCGUUGUUACCGCUUGUAGAUAAAGCAGUUUCGUUAUUCAGCGUUUGACAGUCCGGGCAGUGAACGUAUAUUCCCUGCUUCGAGAGUUGUUGACAGCCAACUGUUCAUUGUGAAUUCUGAAAAUGGGCAAAUCAAAGAAACAAGAAGAAACUGCCCACAAAUCGCAUAAAAAAUCUAAAAAGCAUUCAAAGUCAUCGAACGAAUCGGAUAAGGAAUCGGAAGAUCAUUCCAAAAAAGUGAGCACUUUAAAACGUAAACAAACAGAAGUAGCACGUGUACUACAACUUAAAUGCGCUAUACUACUCCAAGGAACUUUAUCAUAUUUGGAAUACACAGAAUUAAGAGAAGAGUUAUGUCGUCUAAGUGCACUAAAAGAAGCAUUUGCUCAACAAGCCGCUAGCUUAGAAAAACACUAAAAUGACAUAUAAUGUAAUUCUUAAUACUAAGACCCUUUUUAUGUAGUAAACCUAAUGUUGACGUUAUCAGAAUUGCUUAAAUUGAUUAUUUUAAAUUAAGUCUUUAAUUCAGAAUGUAUGUAUUAUUAAAAAACCAUAUAAAAUAAA